AUGUCCAUACCGAGAAGAUUGUCCAGCGCUUUCACAACUCUGAGUGUCAUCGAGGAAGUCACUGAAUCAAACACCAUGACUGAUGGAGUAAUUUCAAUAAAGCUAGCCAUACAUGACGGCAAUCAAGGCGAUGGAGCUCUCUAUCGGCUGAAAAAGAACUCGCUAGUACAUGUGCAUCCGGGUGCCUCGCUUUUGGGACGUCGUGUAGCACUGUACUGCAACUACCCAGCAGAUGAUAAGGAGUUUUGUCGGAAUACCUACAGACGCCUGGAAUGGUGCUCGGCCGCAGGAUCUCCACUUGGUGCGAAUGGUUCCGAAUACACUUCGAUAAAAGACGUGGAUUAUUACUGCAAUGUUCACCUUACCAAAUCGGGAGCUUAUCACUUCUACGCUCUUUAUGAAGAUUGUCCGGAAGCAGGAGCGCAAGCUGGGCUCUACGUACAAAUAGAACCUCAGUUGUCGGUUGGAACGGGCGCAGCGGCCACGUCUCUGCCGCUGGAUGCGAUCCGAUGUCAGACGGUGAUUUCAAAGCUCCUCGGUCCAUUGGACACAUGGGAGUCAAAGUUGCGUGUGGCUAAGGAGUCCGGUUACAACAUGGUACACUUCACACCCGUGCAGGAAUUGGGUGGAUCGCGUUCGGCGUACUCUUUGCGCAAUCAGCUAAAGGUGAAUCCAGACUUCCAGAACAAAGGAGGCAAAGAAGUGUCCUAUGAUGAUUUGGCGGUGAUGAUGCGGAAAAUGCGCCAAGAAUGGAACGUUGCAUCGAUAUGUGACAUUGUGCUGAACCACACGGCCAACGAAUCGAUCUGGAUAAGGGAGUAUCCGGAGUGUAGCUACAAUUGUUUCACCUGUCCCCAUUUACGCCCGGCAUUUCUGUUGGACGCAAUGUUGGCUCGCGUGGGUGAGGAUGUUAAGGAUGGAAUGUUGGCGCAUGUAGGUGUACCGGAGGUGGUUGAAACAGAAGACCACCUGCAAGCCAUCCGUUGGCAGAUCCAUUCGAACUAUUUGCCCCAGGUGAAGCUGUACGAACUUUAUCAGUGCGAUGUGGACAAAUACCUCUCACGGUUCAAUGACGAGUGUAGUAAGCGUAGUCCCAGCCGUGCGCAGGAUAUUCCCGAAGGAGAUAUAAAGCUUCGCGCUGAUCCGGAGUAUCGGCGACUCGGUGCGGAAAUCGAUUUUGAUCGUGCAAUGAGCAUCUACAACGUGUUUCGUCAGGACUGUUUCGACGAGGACAGUCGCAAGCGUAAAUGUGCCGAAGUGUUCCGCGCCCGGUUACAGUUCCUGAACGAGGAAGUCCGUCGUGAAAUUCAAGAGCAUCUUGACUACGCGAUUGACAACUGCCUAGCCGGAACUCGCUAUGAGCGCGUGCAAGGUGACGGUCCUCAGGUGAAAGGCAUAUCGCUGAAGUACCCUCUGUUUAUGAAGUAUUUCACGCACUACGGAACCCAGGGUAAAUCGCUGAAGGAUAUCGAAAGCUUGAUGUACGGAGGUGCCGGAAAGCUCUUUAUGGCACACAACGGAUGGGUAAUGAAUGGUGACCCGUUGAAAGAUUUCGCCCGUGCGCAACCGGGCACAGCGAACGUUUAUCUACGCCGUGAGCUCAUUGCCUGGGGUGACAGCGUGAAGCUGCGAUACGGCGAUAAACCCGAAGACAGUCCGUACCUAUGGAAGCACAUGCAGGAGUACGUCGAUACUACGGCACGCAUUUUCGAUGGAGUACGGUUGGACAAUUGCCAUUCCACUCCAUUGCAUGUGGCUGAAUAUUUGCUGGACUCGGCGCGUAAAGUCAACCCGGAACUGUACGUGGCCGCAGAGCUGUUCACCAACUCGGACCACACGGAUAACAUCUUUGUGAACCGUCUUGGUAUUACGUCACUGAUUCGAGAGGCCCUCUCAGCAUGGGACUCACACGAGCAAGGUCGACUGGUGUAUCGUUACGGUGGGGCUCCGGUUGGUGCAUUCUUCCCCUGUCCGAAGCGUAUCCUUGCACCAGGGAUUGCACAUGCUCUGUUCAUGGAUCUAACGCACGACAAUCCGUCGCCGGUUGAGAAACGCUCGAUUUUCGAUCUGAUCCCUUCGGCCGCCCUCGUGUCGAUGGCAUGCUGUGCCACUGGCAGCAAUCGAGGUUACGAUGAGUUCGUCCCGCAUCACGUCCAUGUGGUGGACGAAGAGCGACAAUAUCAGGAAUGGGGCAAUCAAGUGAACAAAAGCACGGGGCUGAUUGCGGUAAAGGAGGCACUGAAUGUGCUUCACGGAGGGCUUGCUACGCAUGGGUUCGAUCAAGUCUUUGUCGAUCAGAUGCAUCCGGAAAUAGUGGCCGUUACACGUCACUCGCUUACUAACCACGAGACUGUUAUUCUCGUUGCCCAUAAUGCCUUCAGCUAUCCCAAUCCAUGGGCUGGUCCGACCGGUGUACGUCCGUUGGAGUUCGAAGGAGAGUUCAAGGAGAUCGUACUGGAGGUGCAAAUCUACAAGAAAACUGGCCAAACGUUCGAUCGCCCGACGGAGUUUGUCAAGAAUGUGGACUACAUUAACGGUGUUAAUGAGUACGUGGUGGAUUUGAAGCGUAACCUGAAGCUGGAAGAGUCGGACAUAUUUGGCAAGGAAGCGGUCGUGAAAGGUAACGUGACGCAGCUGCACUUUUCGAACUUAAAGCCCGGUUCCGUCGUCGCGGUUAGAGUCGCGUUGAAAGAGAGCGUAAGGGUGCACUUCGACAAUCUGCAGUCACUGGUACGCGAGUUCCACCAGGAUAAAGGUUCACGGUAUGCAGAGUUGCAGCACAUGCUAUCCAAGUUGGACUUGGUGGACUUUAACAAAUUGCUCUACUGCUGUGCCGAGGAGGAACGCGACAAUGGCGGAGGUCCGUACAAUGUCGAAGGUUACGGAGAUCUUGUGUAUUGUGGUCUGCAGGGUGUCAUGUCCAUCCUGUCCGAUAUUGGACCGAACAAUGAUUUGGGACACCCGUUUGCGAACAAUCUGCGGAAUGGCAAUUGGCUAAUCGAUUACUGUUCUCAGCGCUUGUUGAAGUACGAGAAACUAGUGCCCAUAUCCAAGUGGUUAGAAAACAACCUGAAGUCGCUGAAGGAAAUUCCCCGCUACAUGAUACCGUCCUACUUCGACGUGAUUAUCACAAACGUACACCGGCUGGCGAUUGCGGCGGCGUGUAAUUUGAUGUCGGACUUUGUACGCCAAGGUUCCAACUUUGCUCGACGGCUUGCCCUUGGAUCGGUGCAGUGUGUGAGUGUCUGUCCGUCGGCAAACCUGCCCAAACUGAGUCCCAAUGUGGGCGAUCCAAAAUCUCCGAGCCACUGUGCGACGAUGGCCGCCGGUUUGCCCCACUUUGCGACGGGCUAUAUGCGUUGCUGGGGCCGGGACACUUUCAUUGCAAUCCGUGGGCUGACAUUGCUAACUGGCCGUUACGAUGAAACACGCUACAUGAUACUCGGAUUUGGUGGCUGCUUGAGACACGGCCUGAUCCCGAAUCUACUUGAUGGUGGACAGAAUGCACGGUUCAACUGUCGCGAUGCGAUUUGGUGGUGGCUGUAUACAAUCAAGCAGUACGCCGAAGAAGUGCCGAAUGGCAAAACCAUUCUUAAAGACAAGGUAUCGCGCCUAUAUCCGACGGACGAUUCCGAAGCAAAGGCACCUGGGGAAUGUGAUCAAAUGUUGUACGAGACGAUUCAGGAAGCGCUAACUAUACACUUCCAAGGAUUGGCGUAUCGCGAACGCAACGCUGGAACACGCAUCGACGCGCACAUGAAGGAUAAGGGCUUUAACAAUCGUAUCGGAGUCAAUCCGGACACGGGCUUUGUGUUUGGUGGCAAUAACGCCAACUGCGGCACCUGGAUGGACAAGAUGGGUUCCUCCGAUAAGGCCGGCAAUCGGGGCAUUCCCUCGACGCCUCGUGAUGGUUCUGCGGUCGAAUUGGUCGGCCUCCAGAUGGCCGGGUUGCGAUUCAUGCAGCAAAUGGCAGAACAGAAAAUCAUACCAGUGAACUCGGUCGAACGCACCUCGUACAAUGGCACCAAAACGGUGUGGACGUACAAGGAGUGGGCCAACAAGAUAGCGGCCAACUUCGACAAAGAGUUCUACGUCGACGAGACCUCCGAAAGCUCGUACAUCAACAAGCGUGGUAUCUACAAGGAUACGGUUGGUUCGGAAAUACCGUGGACCGACUAUCAGCUGCGAUGUAACUUCCCGAUUGCGCUGCUAGCCGCCCCGGAGCUGGCUGAUCCGAAACACGCCUGGCGUGCGCUGGAAAACGCCAAAAAGUAUCUGUUGGGUCCGUUGGGUAUGAAAACACUGGAUUACGAAGACUGGGGCUAUCGUGGAAAUUACGACAAUUCCAUCGACAGCGAUGACAAGACGGUCUCACACGGUGCAAACUACCACAAUGGGCCGGAGUGGGUGUGGCCGAUCGGAUUCUACCUGCGGGCACGAUUGAUCUUUGCAAAAGCAAACGGUGUGCUGAAGGAGACGGUUGCUGAAACUUGGAAGAUUUUGCAAACACACGUUAACGAGUUGCAGCGUUGCCACUGGCGUGGACUGGCCGAGCUUACGAACGAGAAUGGGGCGUACUGUAACGAUUCGUGUCGUACGCAAGCCUGGAGUAUGGGCUGCGUGUUGGAAGUUCUGUACGAUCUGGAAAAGUACGAAAAGGAGCUUUAAGUGGGUCGUUGCGUUCUGUCAAUCUACUGCCUGCGAGAGCGGUUUAGUGUUUAGAAUCGCCGCUCAAUGCCAUACUUUCUGUUGAGAUUGUUUAUUUCGUGUUUACUGUUUACGUUGUUGAUCAUUCGAUGAGUUUAUGAAAUAGGUAUAGAGAAAGUGUUUAGUGAAAACUUCAUGCUUUAACCAAACAUGUUAUUCACAAAUAAAGCUAUAAUA
Messenger RNA from Anopheles moucheti, 4884 nucleotides. RefSeq names its product glycogen debranching enzyme. The record is from RefSeq and is a predicted model, not a curated record. The transcript is spliced from 7 exons. Gene Ontology annotation, molecular function: 4-alpha-glucanotransferase activity; amylo-alpha-1,6-glucosidase activity. The coding region runs from base 1 to 4668 and encodes 1555 amino acids. Lineage: Eukaryota; Metazoa; Arthropoda; Insecta; Diptera; Culicidae. Gene Ontology annotation, biological process: glycogen biosynthetic process; glycogen catabolic process.